Molecule: messenger RNA, 1168 nt
Organism: Malus domestica (apple)
Lineage: Eukaryota; Viridiplantae; Streptophyta; Magnoliopsida; Rosales; Rosaceae
Product: vacuolar protein sorting-associated protein 60.1-like
Biological process (GO): vesicle budding from membrane; late endosome to vacuole transport via multivesicular body sorting pathway
Cellular component (GO): multivesicular body
Source: RefSeq, a predicted model, not a curated record
UUGCAGAAGGAAAGAGAGCCAUUACGCUACCGCGAAAAAUCCCAAAAUUAAUUUGGUUUUUAGGGCACGGCCACUGGUGGAUAUUCGCAUCAAUUCAAAUCAAAGUCUCUUCUCCCUUCGUCCUCCUCUUGGAUUUUGGGAAAGUCUGGUUUCCCAGAAAGUUGCCAUUUUCGUGUUGUGCUUUUGGUGGAAUCAUCGUCAUCAUCGGGUCGGGUCAAAGGUGAACGGGACGGACAACUACAAGUAGAAGAGAGAUGAAAAGGGUCUUCGGUGUCAAGAAAGACAAAGAGCCCCCUCCUUCUGUUGGCGAUGCCUCCGAUAGGAUCAAUAAAAGGGGCGAAACAGUGGAUGAAAAGAUAAAAAAACUUGAUAUUGAACUGAAUAGAUACAAAGAGCAAAUCAAGAAGACAAGGCCCGGUCCUGCACAAGAAGCUGUCAAGUCUCGAGCGAUGAGGGUUCUCAAGCAGAAACGAAUGUAUGAAGGACAACGGGACAUGCUGUAUAAUCAGACAUUCAACCUUGAUCAAGUUUCCUUUGCUUCAGAGGGUAUAAAAGAUGCUCAGCAAACGAUGACAGCCCUGAAGUCUGCGAACAAGGAGCUCAAGGGGAUGAUGAAAACCGUGAAGAUUCAAGAUAUUGAUAAUUUGCAAGAUGAAAUGACGGACCUGAUGGAUGUGAGCAAUGAAAUUCAAGAGACCCUUGGCAGAAGCUAUAGUGUUCCUGAUGACAUUGACGAGGAAGAUCUUAUGGGUGAGCUGGAUGCUCUAGAAGCAGACAUGGGUAUGGAAACAGAAGCUGAUGGAGUUCCCUCCUAUCUCCAACCUGAUGCUGAACCGGACUUGGAUGCGGAGCUCCGCUUGCCUUCAGCACCCACAGGACAUGCAACAGCUCCGGCUGGGAGAUCCAAUGCCCAGGCUGAUGACGAAUUGGGUUUACCGGCUGUCCCUCGGGCAACACUUCGCGGUUAGGGUUCAUUUGCUCUAUCUUUUGUGCAUGCGGGACGGGAGCUGGAUGGAGGAGUAACAACCCUUGUAUCAACAUAUUGUGCAGAAGUGAAUAUUCAUUUAUGUAGUGUUCAAAUUCACGUAUAUUGUGGUUGGAAAUAGUUUGGUUUUCAACUUUUCAUAAUAAGGGCUCGUUUAGAAAUGUUUUUAAAAUGAUUUAAAGC